AUGUCUGAUAUGCCGCCGGCGGCAGCGUCUCUUGCGACAUCGCAGCAUCCUAGAGAAGGAGAGCGCGACAAGUUGAGAGGAGCGAGAAAAGAAAAAGGGACAAUGCAGGAAGACCAUGUAGAGCAAGGACAAGAAAAGAAAGGAGGGGAUGUUAAGGGCCAAGGAAGUCGCGCUGGUCGUAGUCAGGGGCAAGUUCGAGAGCAAGGGCGGGGUCGUGCGCGCGGUCAGUGGCAUGGGCCAGGAAGGGGCGGUGCUCAGACACCAGGAAAUUCUCGUGGUCGCCGCCGCGGACGGGGUCAUACGAAUGCAAACGUUCAGAUUGACAAACCCGACGACAAAGGCACUAUGAAGGAAGAUCCCAGCGAUGUAUUGUCUGCUCCGAAAUCCGACAGUCCAGCUAAGAAACAGACUGCGACGCCGAAAACUGCCCCCAAAAUGCGAAGAUUCGGCGCAAAGCUCACAAAUUCAUCGGAAACGCCACCAGCAGCGAUGUCUGGCACAUCCCGGCCGGUGUCUGUGCCUGAAUAUGCCGACCUACGUUCGCGGAUACUGGCAGAGCUUGCCAAUGACGAGUACGACUGUACUAUUUGCUACAAUGUCAUCAAGCGAAGGCAGCCAAUAUGGUCGUGCACUAGGUGCUACGCUGUGCUGCAUCUAACUUGUGUACGAACGUGGGCCGAGCGAAGUGUGUCACAAAUCCAAGAACAGAAUGCGAUGCACCAGGAUGCAGCCGUGCGAGAGACACCUGGUCAUUGGCGCUGUCCUGGGUGCCAAGACGUCAAGUAUGAGGUCCCUCUCGUUGUAAGCGUGGAUGUGUACGGCACGGGUGCCUUGCAGUCAAGUGCCACCCAGGGCCCUGUCCGCCCUGUGCUGCAACGGUCCAAGUCGCUUGUUUCUGUGGCAAGGAGCCACAUAUGCAAGUGCGCUGUUCACAAUUGCCACGAGCGGCUACGGAAGGAACAGAAGCAGACACCAUAUCUGAUCGCACAUUCAAUUCAAAUCAGUCCCACACAAGUACCGCUGGCAUUCUUUCCUGUGGACAGCUGUGUGGGAAGAGCCUGGCCUGUGGCCAUCAUACAUGCCCACAGCCUUGCCACCCCGGUGCAUGCCCGUCAUGCGCCAUUACACUUCAUGAAGUACCAUGCUUUUGUGGCCGCCACACACGUACGAUGCGGUGUGGUGAGCGAUUGCCUGAGGCGGCAGGACUGA
Messenger RNA from Malassezia globosa CBS 7966, 1209 nucleotides. RefSeq lists its product as uncharacterized. The transcript is spliced from 2 exons. Gene Ontology annotation, biological process: negative regulation of transcription by RNA polymerase II. Gene Ontology annotation, cellular component: nucleus. The record is from RefSeq and is a predicted model, not a curated record. Gene Ontology annotation, molecular function: DNA-binding transcription factor activity, RNA polymerase II-specific; RNA polymerase II transcription regulatory region sequence-specific DNA binding. NCBI's taxonomy places the organism in Eukaryota, Fungi, Basidiomycota, Malasseziomycetes, Malasseziales, Malasseziaceae. The coding region runs from base 1 to 1209 and encodes 402 amino acids.